Messenger RNA from Pipistrellus nathusii (Nathusius's pipistrelle), 312 nucleotides. The record is from the annotation of a GenBank genome assembly. NCBI's taxonomy places the organism in Eukaryota, Metazoa, Chordata, Mammalia, Chiroptera, Vespertilionidae.
AUGGAAGGUGCAGAAGAGAAGAAGGUUCCUGCUGUGCCAGAAACCCUCAAGAAAAAGCGAAGGAAUUUCGCAGAGCUGAAGAUCAAGCGCCUGAGAAAGAAGUUUGCCCAAAAGAUGCUUCGAAAGGCAAGAAGGAAACUCAUCUAUGAGAAAGCGAAGCACUAUCACAAGAAGUACAGGCAGAUGAACAGGACGGAGGUUCGAUUGGCUAGGAUGCCAAGAAAAGCCGGCAACUUCUACGUACCUACCGAACCCAAAUUGGCAUUUGUCAUCAGGAUCAGAGGUAUCAAUGGUGUGAGCCCAAAGGUCUGA